AUGACGCGCGCGCGCGGACGCGGCGCGCGCGUGGGGGCGGUGACGGCGAUGGGGGUCGUCGCGCUCGUCGGAUCGGCCUCGGCGAACGAUUCAACACCCAAGGAGGGGCCCGCGCGCGGACGCGCGCGUGCGGGCAUCGCCGCGCUCGGGUACGGGCUGGCGGAUGUCCAACCGAACGUGGCGGAGAAGUACUUGCCGCACGGUGCGCCGGGAUGGACGUGGACGUUCGGCGCGAGAGAGGGCUUGGAGUUUGAGUGCGGAGGAUCGAAGCCGCCUCCGCCGCCGCCGGCGCAAUCUAUUCGUGAAACCGCCUCGCUCGCGGGGAUGGAUCCGGAUGAGUACGACGACGGAGAGACGGCGACGGCUGGUUUGGUUGAUCAAACGGAGGACGAAGCUGGGACGUCGAAGAGGUUCAUCGUGCGAUACGGUACGUAUGGAAGCGCAUUUGACACGAACACGACCAAGUACGACGACGCUUGGUUUGAGAAUCCUGAGCACGCGGGGGACAUUAAGUGGACGUACGGCACGUGCGAACAGGGUGCAAUCGUUCGAUGCGUCCCAGAGUCGUUCGGGUACAUUGACCCUUUCCCAAGCAUCGCGGAGGGCGAGCCAGGGAAGAAGUGCCAGUGGAUCGAGGCGAGCACAAUCCCAUCGGAUCACUUGAACGGUACCUUCACCGGAGUUGAUAUCGAUGCAAACUCCGUGGAGGGCGCAGUGGAAUUGCACGUCGAGUUGACGAAUGAAAAGUGGCUGAAGAUGCGCUUUGCGCUCAUGCCCGCCAAGAAGCUCGCCCAGACGCUCAAGAAGUCGUUCCCAGACACUGUCGUUCACAGAGACCUAUUGUGGAACUGGUGCGCCGACGAGGGCGAGGGUGAAGACCACUGGUGCGCGUGCAACACCAUCAUGCGGUACGGCUGGACAGGCAACACCACACUCAGAGCUCCCAAGCCAAGCGUGGACGCUGACUUCCACAAGUGGACUAUUGUCGACGCGCGCAACGACAUGGGCGUCACGCCAAAACUCCCAUGCAACCACUACAAACUCGGCGGAGUUCGCCCGUUCCCGCUCCGCGGCGACGGAACGCGAAUUUGCCAGUGCCUGUCGAAUCAGACCCUGGCGGAGUACAACGCUGCUCUCCAGGCCGUGAUCGGCGGUCCCACCGUCCCGGGACAGACCAACUUGGACUCGGAAAACAAGACGCACCUCUUCAACAAGACGCAUCACGAAUUGGAUGCCAUCUUCGCACAACGAGGCCAUGCCCACAACAGCUCGGAGGAGCGACCGGAUUUAGGAAAUGCCGAAGAUGAAGAUUUCUUCGCGCGCGACCGACGCGAUCAGAGACGCAUCGAGGCGUCCCUCGGCCGUGAGGUUGAUGACGAGUACGAUCCCGAGUUUGUGGUUGACGCCGACGAGCGUCAUCAGAUGCACGUGCGCGACGUCGCCACCACCCUCUUCGGUGUCCUCGUCGUCGCCUCGCUCACCGUCUUCUUGGGCGUCGCCUAUCACAGAAGCACCGCCGAGCGCCGCGAGUACGAGGCCGUCCCCGAGCCGGAGGUGUAG
Molecule: messenger RNA, 1560 nt
Organism: Ostreococcus tauri
Lineage: Eukaryota; Viridiplantae; Chlorophyta; Mamiellophyceae; Mamiellales; Bathycoccaceae
Product: unnamed product
Exons: 1
Coding region: 1-1560 (519 amino acids)
Source: RefSeq, a predicted model, not a curated record